UGACCCAUCCCAGAACCUCUGGGCUAGGCAAACAGCUGCAAUGCUCCUGACUAUGUGUCCUCACCCACAGUGGAACCUUGUGUGCGAGGACAGAUGGAAGGUGCCAUUGCAGCACACAAGCCAUCUCUUGGGCUGGCUGCUGGGCUGUGUGGUCCUGGGUGCAGCCUGUGACUGGUUUGGUCGCCGAGCUGUGUUUCUGGCCUCCCUGGUAGGUGCCGCAGGUCUGGGUGCCAGCGAGGCUCUGUCCAGCAGCUUCCUGGCCUUGCUGGUCAUGAGGCUGCUGCAUGGAGGUGCCCUGGCUGGUGUCUUCCUCGCCCUCUAUGUGGCUCGUCUGGAGCUGUGUGACAUCCCCCACCGUCUGGCCUUUGCUAUGGGCGCUCGCCUUUUCCUGGUGGCCGGUGUCCUGCUGCUGCCCGGCCUGGCACUGCUAGCCCAGGACUGGCGCCUGCUGCAGACCUUCACUGCCAUGGUGAUGGGGCUCCUGAUGCUCCUCUGGGGGUUUCCAGAUCUAUUCCCAGAAUCUGUGUGCUGGCUGCUAGCCACAGGGCAGCUGGCCCGCGCCAGGAAGAUCCUUCAGCACAUGGCAGAAACCAGCGAGGUGGAUCCAGAGGACAGCUCAGAGGAGGAGAGUUCCCUAGCCACCGAGCUGGGCACACAGCCUUCAGGGGCCCCACAGCACCACUGCCUGCUGCUGGAGCUGUGGCACACGCAGGUUGCCUGGAGGAACGGUCUUAUCCUGGCCUUCAGUUCGCUGAUCGCUGGGGGCAUUCGCACCAGCUUCCUGCGUGGCCUGACAGGGUCAUCGUCCAGCUUCUACCUGCUGUAUUUCCUGGCAGCUGGCCUGGAUGCAGCAGCCACUCUGCUGCUGCUGCUGACUGCCGAGCGCUGGGGGCGGCGGCUGCUGCUUCUACUCAGCACCUUGGCCACAGGCCUGACAUCUCUGCUGCUGCUCGCUGGGAUCCAGUACCUCCCUCGGUGGGUGACACUGCUUCUCUCCGCGCUGGGGCUUCUGGCCGCGCAGGCCCUGGGCGCCCUCAGCUGCUUCCUGGCAGCAGAAGUGCUCCCCACUGUGCACAGGGGCGCUGGGUUUGGUCUCGUGCUGGGUGCUGGUUUCCUGGGCCAAACAGCAGCGCCCCUUGCUGACAUACAUGGCCACGGAGGCUUCUUCCUGCACCACCUCCUAUUUGCCACGUUCUCGGUGCUGGCGCUGCUCUUGGUCCUACUACUGCCCGAGAGCCGAGGGCGUGCCCUGCCCCACUCGUUGCAGGACGCAGACCGCCUACGCCGGCCGUCUCGACACCGGGAUGUACUGCUACUGCCCAUGACCGGCCACCAACAGACUCCAUAGCUCUAGAGGAGCUGGACUGUCGGAAAAGGCACGCACUAUUUAUGUACACAUAAUUAAAACCUGGCUGUG
Suncus etruscus (white-toothed pygmy shrew) is the source of this 1417-nucleotide messenger RNA. RefSeq names its product solute carrier family 22 member 31 (gene SLC22A31). Bases 41 to 1348 code for a protein of 435 amino acids. Gene Ontology annotation, cellular component: membrane. Gene Ontology annotation, biological process: transmembrane transport. The transcript is spliced from 8 exons. NCBI's taxonomy places the organism in Eukaryota, Metazoa, Chordata, Mammalia, Eulipotyphla, Soricidae. The record is from RefSeq and is a predicted model, not a curated record. Gene Ontology annotation, molecular function: transmembrane transporter activity.